GAGAGGCCUGCUAUAAUAAAUACUCUUCGUUUCUCUCCGGUACCACCCAAAGGGUCUACAAUCUUCUCAGGAUUUUCUCUCCAACAUCCUCACAAAACAAAACAAAAAAAAAAAAAAAAAAAAACCUACCAAAUUCAACCCUAAUCUUAACGAACAAUUUUCUUUAUUCAUAAACCCGUGAUCAAAAUUUAAGAGGGCAAAGCCCCCUUCAUUUACUUAUAGAAGAGCCCUUGAAGUGUCCUUUGCCAUUCUUCUUCUGUCUGCAAACCACAUGGCAAAACAAACCUUAAAGGUAGUGAUACUCAGUGAUGAUGGCCAUGAUGAUGAUGAGGACGACGACUUGCGGGUUUUGUAUACUAAGCCGGUGUUGGGUACUCAAGGCUGCAAUUCAAGAAAUCCCAUCUUAGUUGAAACAUAUGGGAUCAGGGCAUCAGUUAGUACAGGAACGGUCAUUGAUCUUUCCUAUGAUGAUGAUGCUCUUCAACUCAUUUCUUCAGUAAAGGGUACCAAAAGAAAGUUAUACCAAGGCGAGUCUUCGAAUUAUAUACCUGCAACUGUUACAAUUGAUGAUGAUGAUGAUGAUGAUAGUGUUGAUAAAACAUUUUUGUGCAGUAUUUGUGUGGAUGAGAAGCCAAAUACUGAAUCUUUUUACAUUAAGGGUUGUAGUCACUCUUAUUGUGCAGAGUGUAUGGCCAAAUAUGUAUCUUCUAAAUUGCAAGAAAACAACACUAAUAUAACAUGUCCUGUUGUGGGGUGUGGUGGGAUAUUAGAGCUUCAGGAUUGCCGUUCAAUUUUGCCUUCUCAAGUGUUUGAUAGGUGGGGUGAUGCUCUUUGUGAGGCAAUGAUUCUGGCCUCUGAGAAAUUUUACUGUCCUUAUAAAGAUUGUUCAGCCCUUCUGGUUGAUGAAAGGAUUGGGGGCUGUGAGCCUGUCAGGAAUACCGAGUGCCCGUAUUGUCGGAGAAUGUUUUGUGCCAUGUGCAGAGUUCCCUGGCAUACCGGGUUUUCGUGUGACGAGUUUCAGAAGUUGAAUGCGGAUGAAAGAGAAAUGGGGGAUAUUUUGUUGAUGAACUUGGCAAAGGACAAGAACUGGCAAAGGUGUCCUAGUUGCAGAAUUUUUGUACAGAAGUCUGCAGGGUGCUUGUUCAUGAAAUGCAGGUGUGGAUCUCGAUUCUGUUAUAAAUGUGGAUCUCAUACGCCAGUUGACCAUAGGUGCAGCACCUGCGGGACUUAGUCUCACUCCCUUUUCAGACUCUUCUGAAUGCUGGAGCCCUGAUGUGGCAUCCCCUCAUUGAAGCUCCUGGUUCACAGUAAUAGUGAAUGAAAUUUGACACCCCUUAAUGCUUAGCUAGAAUAUCCAUAAACUUGGUAGUUCGUGAUUCUAGAAUUCGAAUCCUUACAACUAACCUAGUUAGUUUAGUUUGGUCCAUUCUGAAACCGUGUAGCUCUUGUGGCUUUAGCUGAAUGGUUGCAUCAAUGGAUGAAAAAGAUCAGCUUUCGACAUUUAUUAGCUGAGCUUGAGUGUGCUGGCAACUACUCCCACCACUUUUUAGCUGAAUACUCCCUAGAAUACUCUUUUACUUUUGGUUACCAUCUGGGCUUGAGUUGAAUGGGUUGUUGCAUCAAUGAAUGAAAAAUUUAGUCGUGG
Molecule: messenger RNA, 1645 nt
Organism: Oldenlandia corymbosa var. corymbosa
Lineage: Eukaryota; Viridiplantae; Streptophyta; Magnoliopsida; Gentianales; Rubiaceae
Source: the annotation of a GenBank genome assembly